This is a messenger RNA of Ceratosolen solmsi marchali, 1135 nucleotides long. It is a transcript of the gene Apime-ASTA, whose product is annotated as allatostatin A. Bases 70 to 726 code for a protein of 218 amino acids. Lineage: Eukaryota; Metazoa; Arthropoda; Insecta; Hymenoptera; Agaonidae. The record is from RefSeq and is a predicted model, not a curated record. The transcript has 4 exons.
ACAGCAACAGCAACAGCAUCAGCAGCAACAGAUCAGAAAGUGGGAGUACAGAAGAAGUGGUGCAGGCUAAUGAGACUAUUUGCGAGUACAUCGGCCACGACAAUGAGGAUUAGGAUAAUCGUGUUUUGCGUUCUGAGCAUCCUUGGAGGCUGGUCCGUGGCCAUGGACGAGACAGCGUCUUCCCUAGCUGGUGGCUCAUCCUCGUCAGCACUUCCAAAUUCGGCUUCCUCCUCCCUUCACGGGCCGCGCUUCAGCUCCCUCGUAGAUCCGCGGGAUCAGGUCCUCGGAGGGAAGAGGGCUUACACCUACCGUUCAGAGUUCAAAAGACUGCCGCUUUAUCAGUUCGGCCUUGGCAAACGCUGGGCUCAGGGCAUCGAGGGCAAAAGAACUCAGCCCUUCUCUUUUGGCCUCGGCAAAAGGACGAGGCAGUACUCCUUUGGUCUUGGAAAACGGAGCAACUACGAGGACAGCGAUGACACAUCGCGAUACGGUUUCGGUUAUAUACCGAACGACCAGUACGACGCAUACGCGCAGAGGAAUGCGUUUGAGAAUUAUUUGGAGGCCAAACGUACCGGGGGUUUCAACUUUGGUUUGGGUAAACGCGAGGCGGAGAUAAACGACGACGAGAAGCUCCCGGCCAAGAACUUGAGGGACAAGUAUCUAUUCGGCCUUGGGAAACGACUGUACGAGGAGGAUCAGGACGAGAUGGACGAGGAGGAGGCAUAAGGAGGUUCCCGUUGAUCGCUAACCCUCGCCCUUCUCGUUUGCGCGGGCGCGGCUUAGGAUUAAUGAAGAUGAGGCGAGCGGCGGCUGCAGCGUCGACGAGACAUCGAUCCAUGUAUUAUCUGACGAAUUAUACGUAUUAUGCGCUCGCCCCCUACGCUCUAUUAUGGCUCAUUAUAUUUUUUGUUCGUCACACGUCAAUUUAUCAAGCAUAUUUGUAUAAGCGCAUGUACGAUUUGGCGCUCCGUAGCAGGAUGAGGAGUAAAAGGAGAAAGAUGAGUCCUAUCGGUGCUAGAGGGAGUGAAUGAGAUGAUGAACAGGAUAAGAGAAGUAAUAGAAAAAAAGAUGGGAAAGUUGAGGUGACUGAUGUUAGUGUAUAUGUAUGGCGGUGGUUGUGGUGGUUAUGGAGGUU